Molecule: messenger RNA, 324 nt
Organism: Microthlaspi erraticum
Lineage: Eukaryota; Viridiplantae; Streptophyta; Magnoliopsida; Brassicales; Brassicaceae
Source: the annotation of a GenBank genome assembly
AUGCAAUCUUUACAAACUUCUUUUGGUUAUGAUAAGCUGUUCACUGUGGAACCAGAGGGGCGAAGCGGUGGACUAGCCCUUUUUUAUUUUGACUCUUUUGACGUUACUGUUUUAUUCUCCUCAAAUCGUAUGAUUGACAUUGAAGCUAGGAUUGAGGGGAAAAAGGUGUCCAUGACCUUUGUCUACGGCGAUCCGGUUACUGAGAACCGAGGGAAAGUAUGGGACGAUCUUGUCCAAAUGAGUAUGACGAGGAAUGAAAAUUGGUUGAUGGUUGGGGACUUCAACGAGAUCAUAAGCAACCGAGAGAAACGUGGAGGACGAUGA